This is a messenger RNA of Cricetulus griseus (Chinese hamster), 3225 nucleotides long. Lineage: Eukaryota; Metazoa; Chordata; Mammalia; Rodentia; Cricetidae. The record is from RefSeq and is a predicted model, not a curated record.
GUUUCCGUCUAUUCUCCCAUCGUGCCCUGCGCCGCUGCUAGGCAACGGGGGGGCAUGGUGCCUAGCAUGGAAGGUGAAGGCAUAGACUGAGCCUGUGGGACCACACUCCGACGGCCGAGAUGGGCGUGGCCUCGCCGGAGGAGGACAGCUGCAAUGCUGCCGAUAUCGAGAGACGCCUGAUGAAACUUCGGGGCUCAGUUUGGAAUGCUCCGGUACUGAAAGGGCGAGAAGCAUCGGAUUACAUGAACUUGCCAAAUGAGGAUCAGUGGGAUGAAACCAUCUGCAACUCGGCAGUUUGUCAGCAUCCACAAUGCUGGUCAACUCUCCGACGGAUUGAGAGGGGCCACCCUAGGAUUCUGGACUCAUCCAGCAAAUUUCCCCGGGAAGUGGAAGAUAAACUCCCGAGACUCACCAUUGUAAAUAUCAUGGAUACCUGCUUGUGGACCCCGAAGAGGGUGGUUCAGCCACAACCAUCACAUUUCCCUAAGGAGAGGUCUUUAUUGUCGAAACCAGCCACCAGGUGUCACCGCAGGUCUCAGAAGGCUUUACUUGACAAAGAUGUGACCAGCCAUUCUAGACCUCCCAAACUUUCAGUGUUGAAUUUGAAUGAGGCAAAACUUCCUUUCCCAGAAGAUGUCAGAAACAUGGUUGUAACCUGGGUUCCAGAAGAUUCGGAGAAGAUUGUGAGCUCAGUUGGAAAGAAGUCUGCUUUUUCCAGAUCGCCUGAGAAGAGAAAGAAACUGGGAGAGAAAACCAAGCCAUCUCUAUAUUUCUCUGGAAGACAGUAUGCAGUGACACACUCGAGAAGUCCAGGGGUGAUUGUACCUCCUCCUUCCCCGGUGCACUUACUUGACCAGUUAGGUUCUGACGCCAUACCUUUAUGGGCCCAAUUCAGCAUGCUUCCCCAGGAUCUCUUGAAGGAGUGCAUUUUGGCACAUGAGAAAGCCAUGACUUAUCCUAAGGUGAAGAUAGAGUUGACACAGAAUCGUCCCCUGAGAAAGACCCGACCCGACAGCGCUCUUUCUUCUAAGAUGUAUCUAACUGUACACCGCCUCACCCUGCAAAGACCAUCAUUGCGGUUCCCUGAACAUCUGAGGAAGCUGCAGCACGACCUGAAGAGAGACGAAGGAUCUGGGCCUGGACCUUUACGUACCAGGCACGACCUGAAGAGAGGUGAAGGAUCUGGGCCUGGACCUUUACGUACCAGGCACGACCUGAAGAGAGGUGAAGGAUCUGGGCCUGGACCUUUACGUACCAGGCGCGACCUGAAGAGAGGCGAAGGAGCUGGGCCUGGACCUUUAGGUUUCAGGAAGCAGCAGCAGCAGGAGCAGCAGGAGCAGCAGGAGCAGCAGAGGAAGGUGAAAACCUCUAUUCCGAAACAGUUUCAGGAGGUGCAGAAGAAAGAGAAGAUUUAUGUGCAGAGUUAUGUGCAGGGCCAGUUAAGUCAAAGAAUCCCAUCAGAAGAGCAAAGUGAGACAAAGGAGAAGCAGCAGGAAGAGGAGGAGGAAAAAACCUCUGUGAAACAUGUUUCCAUAGACGACUACUCAGACCUAUAUGACUACGACAGCUACUACACAGACUACAUCUAUGAAGAGAGUCCUGAAAUAUAUGAGUCCAUUUACAGUGACUUGGACGAGAGAAUGGUGGAAAUGACUUCCAGCAAAGGCAGUAGCCGGUCCGGAAAUUUUGAUACAACUGGCUGGAACCCUGAGCUCAAACUGCUGAGGAUUCUUCAGGCCAGUGUUGAGGAAGAUGAGGAGAACCGUCUUUCCAGGGCACAGAGUGAGGUGUCUCUGGAUGAUUAGGCUGGAGAUGUCACAUGGGGCGGCCUUAGCCAGAGCUGUUCUUGGUAUUUGGAGGACAAUGACCUCGGAUGUUGGAUAGAAAAGAGAGACUUUUGUUCCCUGGAUUCCUCCAGCAGGACCAGGGAUUAAAGGCCCUGCUUUCAUUUGCUUCUUACCUCCAAAAUGAGUGAGAAAAAACCCCCAAUCCCACCAAAUAUAGGAAAGUUUUCCAGGGCCGAGUAUUUCCACGAUUAAACACAAUUCCUUCUAUCAGGAGGUAGCGGUUCUUUGUGUCUAUUUUCUUGGUCCCCUUUAUCUCUCUUCUGAAAUCUACUUUGUAGUGGUAGGAAGUUGGAUUCAGCUAUGGGAACAUCUACAUUAUACCUAACUGCUCCUCCCGUUCCCUGGAGGUGGCUUCCUUUGGUGAUGGGGUCUGCACCAUUAUCAGGUGGUAGUCACUGAGUGGUACUCCCACCUUAGAGUUGAUCUUACCUACAAAUAAUUCAGUGUGUCUCUAAAAAAAAAGCACUAAAACCUAAAAAUUAUCUUAUUUCACAGAAUUAUUAUUGAUUGCUCGUUUUCACAUAUCCAAGCACAUUCAAAUUUCCAUGUCUUAUUAAGGUUUUUUAUUUAUUUUUAUUUUUAUUUUUUACAGUUGACUUAUAUUAGAAUUCAAACAAAGUCCAUAAGUUGCAUUUUCUUAGUAUGGAUUAGUCUCUUGUAAUUUGGACAUCCCCCUCCUUUUUUCUUUCUCUUUUCCUAGAAUUCAUUCCAUCUUUGAAGAGCUUAGCUUUCUAGUUUCUAAGAAAUCUAGUCUUCAGAGAAAUGUCAGUGUUCACAAAGACCCAGAAUUCCAAAGUCUCAGGAGCCUUCUAACUUGGUUUUUGUAUGUAUUUUUCAUUGUGUUUAGUCCUUAAAAAAAAAAAAACUUUUACUAUUAAAAAAAAAUCCCCAAAGUCUUUUAACCUGUAAAAUUUGAAAAUUGCAUAAAAGUAAAGGGACUAUAAUAUAGCAAAACUCUAAGUUCAGUACCUAGGGCAUUGUUAAAAAAGGCUCUUGGUAAAUAAAAAUUAAUAAGAAAGAAAGAAAGAAAGAAAGAAAGGAAAGAAAGAAAGAAAGAAAGAAAGAAAGAAAGAAAGAAAAACCCUUGGUUGGGUUGGACUACAUACUUUAGAAAGACCUGCUGUUGCUUUGUUUUGAUUUUCUACCUAAUGUUGUUUGUCAUGGAAGGAGGAGUCUGUAAGGCCAAUGACAAGCAUAUCUUCUUUUUAAAAUGCAACUCUUAACAUUGUUUGAUGACAUCAUAAUGCAUACCAUGUAUUUUGAUUGUAUUGACCCCUGCGUCUCCCAAGCAUACAUUCUUGAAGUCUUGUUUCUUUUGUUUUUGGCCACUGGUGUCUGGACCCCCAGAAUUCCCUAACUAAAUGGUCUCACAUUUGCU